AUGCAGCAGCUGUUGGCGCUGCACAUGGCGUCGGCCGCCAUGCCGCCGCACGUGCUGCAGUACAUGGGUCUGCUGCCUGGCGGUGUUGAUGUUGACAUCACCGGAUAUGAUGACGGGUCCAAUGUGACGGGCGAGGAUGUUCUGGAGUUGCUGCUCCAGCUCACCGAGGUCCGCAGUGACUCGGACCUGCGUCUGUGUCGGGAGCCGACCGAGGUUCGCCGCAAGCGCGACCGGAAGUUCGCCUGCCCCAAGUGCCCGAUGGCGUUCUCGAACCGCGGCAGCCUGGUCGGCCACUUCCGCAAGCACACAGGGGAGCGGCCAUUCGAGUGUGAGACGUGCCACAAGCGCUUCACCCGCAACGAGGAGCUGACCCGCCACACACGUAUCCACACCGGCGACCGGCCGUUCGGCUGCGAGAUCUGCUGCGGCAAACGGUUCGGCCGCAAGGACCACCUCAACAAACACCAGCGCACCCACACCGCGCCCUUGUACGCCGCCGUGGCGCCGGGGCUAGCCGGGCUGACUCCGCUGGAGCUGACUGCCUAUUUGAGGGGUGGCAUGUUUGCCGCACCGUUCUUCUAGCUGGUGGUGGCGCCCGUGCCUCGAGAGCUGUGAUAAAUGCUCGCCCGUUGGAGGGGCUCGUGCUGUGCGGUACCGUGUGAUGGUGUCUUGCUUUUGAGGGGUGGUCGCGUGCGACGCUGGGCUCGGUUCGCCUUGUGAAGUGGGUAUUGGUGACGCACUGAUAUGAACAUUACUGUUGAUAUUGCUCAGGUACUGAUAUGGCUCAGGCUGUAUUGCCGAAACUGUUUUUUACAUUGUGUUGCAUGGGUCUCAUAUGAGUUUAUAUCUGAUUUGUAAAUGGCUGAAUACA
Molecule: messenger RNA, 871 nt
Organism: Pollicipes pollicipes
Lineage: Eukaryota; Metazoa; Arthropoda; Thecostraca; Pollicipedomorpha; Pollicipedidae
Product: zinc finger and BTB domain-containing protein 7B-like
Exons: 4
Coding region: 1-582 (193 amino acids)
Biological process (GO): regulation of transcription by RNA polymerase II
Molecular function (GO): DNA-binding transcription factor activity, RNA polymerase II-specific; RNA polymerase II cis-regulatory region sequence-specific DNA binding
Source: RefSeq, a predicted model, not a curated record